Messenger RNA from Podospora pseudopauciseta, 482 nucleotides. RefSeq lists its product as uncharacterized. NCBI's taxonomy places the organism in Eukaryota, Fungi, Ascomycota, Sordariomycetes, Sordariales, Podosporaceae. The record is from RefSeq and is a predicted model, not a curated record.
CAGACCCCAACAACCUGCGGCCAGGAGGCGGUUCCGAAGGCUGAAAGAGUACAGAUAUGCAGCUCUUCUGGCACUUACAUCAAUCGGACCAUUAGCUCUUCAUUACUUCUCACCUCACACUCCAGAGAUCGAACAGUUGUUGGCUUGAUACGAAGUAAACAAGGUCUACAUCCCUUUCCUUUUACGCGACGACCAUGGCUCCAACCGUUACUUGGCGUGCGGGCACCGUCCCCCGCAAUCCAAUACAAGCCAAUGGCAUCCUCGCCGCCUGUCAAACAGCAGCUCAAGAUGCUGAAUUUGCAGAUUUUCUCACAAUGGAGAUAUGGACUGGACGGCAUACGAGCCGCACCAACCAUGCCACGACCCGUCUCAAGACCGUGAUCCAGACGGCCAACGGGCAACACCAGGUCGCCCACAUCUACCUAGACGCGAACUACACCUACGCCGGCCAUGCUCUUUACCCCAACGUCAAGCAAGACUGA